This is a messenger RNA of Cuscuta epithymum, 762 nucleotides long. The record is from the annotation of a GenBank genome assembly. Lineage: Eukaryota; Viridiplantae; Streptophyta; Magnoliopsida; Solanales; Convolvulaceae.
CGCCAUCAUAUUUAAUGUCAAGAGCAAUACUUGCGCCAACAGUUGACGAGGUGGAUAAGGUUAAUGAUUACAUGCUCGCACAACUACCAUCAGAAAUGAAGACAUAUUUCAGCUCUGAUUCUGCAUCAUUGUCUGAUUCUGAUAGUAGUUUGUUGCAAGAGAUCCAUUCUCCAGAAUACCUUAAUGGAAUCAAAUGUUCCGGAGUACCUAGCCAUGAGCUCAAAUUAAAAGUGGGUGCCCCUGUGAUGCUUAUGAGGAAUCUUGAUCAAUCAUUGGGUUUGUGUAAUGGCACUCGACUUUUAGUGACCCGACUUGGAAAAAAUGUUAUUGAGGCCCAAAUGUUGUCAGGGCCAACUGCCGGCCAAAAGCAUUUCAUUCCCCGUCUUACCUUGACUCCUUCUGAUGUCAAACUGCCAUUCACCUUUCAGCGUAGGCAAUUUCCUCUUAUGGUUAGUUAUGCGAUGACUAUAAAUAAGAGUCAGGGUCAGUCAUUGGAAAAUGUUGGGAUAUUCUUACGGCGACCGGUUUUUAGCCAUGGGCAGCUUUACGUUGCUGUAUCAAGAGUCACGAGUCCAGCUGGUUUGAAGUUUUUGAUAUGUGAUGAUAAUGGUAGACCGACAAACUCCACAUUAAAUGUUGUAUACAAAGAGGUCUUUACCAAUUUGUAGUUUUACAUUUUGCCUUGAAUAAAUUUGAGAACAUUUUAAUUUUAAUUCCAUAUUACAAUAUUAUGCACUCAUUUGUAAAAAUAAUUUAAUUAUU